AUGGCAAUCUGGCAGUUUCACCACUUCUUGAGGGAGAGGAUGUUCAAGGCGACGCCCAACCCAGCGCACAUCGCACUAGCCAGAUUCACCCUUCCUGAGCUUCGACACAGGCUCACUCCCGACUUUUCGUUCACAUUGAUCACCCAAAACAUCGACGGUCUCGAUCGGCGUGCGAUCGAGCACGCGAACACUGAAGCCGGAAGACCCAACCCCUUCUCGGCAACCACUGCUGGUCCGCAGCACCGCAACGACCCACACCGCGAGCUCGAUCUGAACUCCCCGAUCUGCCCGGCGCUGGCGGGCACCGAGCUGCUCGUGAGCGGUGCAUCGGACGAGCCGCAAGCGGCACCUGCGCCCAAAAGCUCGAAGCGAACCCCUGCUGAGGCGAGAUCGUGGGCGGAGGCGCGCCUUGCUGGCGUCAAGCAGGAGAAGGCAGGGUCUGAUAUCGACCCGGACAUCCCUGUGGAAGAGCUCCCGCGCUGCGCGAAGUGCGGCGCGCUCGCAAGGCCAGAUGUCGUCUGGUUCACCGAGGUGCCGCAGCAGAUCGACGAGGUCAUGCGGAUUGUCGACAGCGCAGAUGUGUGCGUUGUCGUCGGGACGUCUGCGGUGGUCCACCCUGCUGCCACUUUUUCUGCCAAAGUGAAGGAGCACGGCGGCACGGUCGCCGUCUUCAAUAUCGAGCCGGGAAAGCGGGACGCCCUAGCAGACUUCGUCUUCCUCGGGCCUUGCGAGGUCAUCCUUCCGCGUGUAUCUGAUACACCUCAGGCUGUAUGA
This is a messenger RNA of Trametes versicolor FP-101664 SS1, 774 nucleotides long. RefSeq names its product DHS-like NAD/FAD-binding domain-containing protein. NCBI's taxonomy places the organism in Eukaryota, Fungi, Basidiomycota, Agaricomycetes, Polyporales, Polyporaceae. The record is from RefSeq and is a predicted model, not a curated record. Gene Ontology annotation, molecular function: NAD+ binding. Bases 1 to 774 code for a protein of 257 amino acids. The transcript is spliced from 5 exons.